Messenger RNA from Mesorhabditis spiculigera, 1245 nucleotides. Lineage: Eukaryota; Metazoa; Nematoda; Chromadorea; Rhabditida; Rhabditidae. The record is from the annotation of a GenBank genome assembly.
AUGAGCUUCUUCAAGAAGUACUUUGCUGCAGAUGAGAAAGGCGAUUCUCAGCCACGAGCCAUGAACCUUGACGCGCAACAGGCCAAAAUAACGUGGAAAACACUACAUGAUGGGUCGAAGGGUGGAAAGAUUGAGCGUCAAAAAUUUGCGGAGCUUUUCCCGGCGCUGACCCCGGUACAAGCGACAUUCUUUGCAUCACUGGCGAAAGGCGCGGAUAAGGUGACGGUGGAAAAGACGUUUGCCUUGAUCGAUAGUCUACACGGCGGGGUCGAGGAUUUGGCCGAUGCUUUGCUGAGCGUCUUCCCGGAUCCCCUCCAGGCGUUGAAAGCAACGAUCGAUGUAUUCGCCGUUCGGGCGAAGGUCAGCGCGAUGGGCAGCGAGAAAUUGUUGCGAUACUUUACCAGGGAGGCACCAAAGGAUCCAUCUCGAUUCGGCCGUUGGCUACACGCUUGCCCAAUCGCUCUCCCGUUACUCCGAUAUAUCAUCGACGGCUUCACCGGCGGAAUGGCACAAGACUCUGAAUUGUUGCCAAGACUCUCAGCAUCAAGUGAUCUCCUGAAUGAGGCCGCUCUUGCCGUCAUCAACGCCAAUUUGCCGAUGGAACGGCGUCGGGACUGGACGCAGCUAUUUUCGACGAACCGGCAAGGCAGCUCCUUCUCCCAGUUGAGCCAGAAGAUUGAUGGCCAAGGCCCGUGUCUCCUCGUCAUCGAAUCCACGGAUGGACAUGUUUUCGGUUGUUUCGCCUCGGAAGGCUUUUGUACGGGGCCCCAAUACCGUGGAAACGCCACCUCGUUCCUCUUUGCCGCGCAUCCCGAAAUCCAGAUCUCAAACGCCACCGGGCGCACGGAUAACUAUGCGUACAUGAACUAUCAGCAACAACAGAUGCCGAAUGGAAUUGGUAUGGGCGGCUACGAGCAAGUGUGGCCCCUGUUCGUAGCCGAGGAUUUCGGGGAAGGCCUUUGCCAACACCACGUCUCCUCUUUCGAGAACAUUAACCUGUGCGGCGACAAACAGAAAUUCUCCAUCAAGACGAUCGAAGCCUGGCGUUGUGGCGAACGACCGAAAGCUUUCAACGCCGAGGGCGAAGAGGUCUACGUGAACCAGAGCACCAAGUCCAUCCUCGACAAAGACCCGCAGGCCAGAGCCUUGCUGGAGAUGAGCGGCCGCAAGAUGCAUUCAGAAGCCUAUCGCGACCCCGCCCCUCUGCUCGACGACGUUGACCCAGACUUGAUUCAGCGCAAGAAA